GCCAAGGAGGACAUGGACCACGAUGCCUGGGAACUUCAUGCUUCUCAAACAGAAAAGGGAUCUGCUGUCCUCGGGAGAAGAAGCGCAAGAUCACAGUGUCAUUUUUCCAGAAUGUUAUUACCGAGCCAACUACUUGAACUAUUAUCAAGUGCCAACGAGCUAUCUUAAGUGUGAGAAAAGUUUGGUAGACUGACCUCAAUCAUCGCGUUCGUUGUUUGGGCUGCGGAAUCACACUUGCUCCGGGAUGACUGAAUCAGAUUUCUUCAAUGUGUCCUUGGAAACACUGCCGGAUGAAAGCGACCAAUACGGCAACGAGACCGGGUUUUUAAACAUCACCGACGCCUUAGUGUCCGACGAACUCUUGGGCCCUCGCUACCACAAGCGAGUGCGCAUCGGCAUCAUCGGCACCAUGAUCAUAGUUUCGGUAGUUGGCAACAGCGUCGUCUGCUGCAACCUCCUGGUGAGGCAGCGCCGUCGCAGAGUGUCCAAGGCUAGGGUGCUGUUCCUCAAUUUGGCCAUCGCUGACCUACUGGUGGCCUGCAUAACCAUGACGUCACAGGUAGUGUGGGAAGUGAUGGGCCGGAUUUGGAUCGCAGGCGACGCCUUCUGCCGCUUCUUCAAGUUCUUACAGACGUUUGCCCUGGUCUCGUCGACCUACAUGCUCGUGGCCAUUGCUGUGGACAGACACAUCGCGAUCGCCACUCCUCUUGCUCCAAGUCCAGAUCCCUGGAGGUUGGCGGCUGUCACCUGGAUCGCGGCGUGCAUGCCUUCCCUACCGAACGUGUACGUGUUUCACAGUGUUGAAGUGGCUCCCGGAAAGUGCUUCUGCGCAUCCAUUUUCUACGACCGGGGCACUCCACUGUACCAUCGCCAGAUCUACAUGGGAUUCGUCUUCUUCAUGGUCUUUAUUGCCCCGCUUGUGCUUCUUAUAGCGUUUCACGCUGGUAUACUGUGGGCUCUAUGGCAGCACAAUGCGACAAGUCGGAGGAUGAGCCGCCAAACUCCUUCAUCGCUUCCACGUGCGAAGGUGAAGACAUUGAAGAUGACGGCCGUGGUUUUCGGUGCAUUCCUUGUGACCAACGUACCCUACAUGGUCCAGGAGGCAAUCCUCGCCUUCGGCAACCCCGGCAUACUGGAUGCCAACGUGGUCGCACUGUUCGGCGUCAUCUCUGCCUCCAACAGCGCCAUUAAUCCGUACAUCUUCCUGUACUUUCAACGAGUGCACAAGGGGGCCCGCGACGGCGGCUUUUGGCAGACCUUGUGGCGGGUGGUCGUCGAGUCGCUCACGUGUCGCCUGCUCAAUCGAUCACAAACGGGUUCCCAGGUGUCCACUGACGUGGUCGACACGUGCUCACCGACGCGUCGUUCCAAAGCGGCCAGCGCGACGAAUUUCAAAGAAGAAAGUCCACCCGCAAAAAAGGGCUGUGUGACGUGUUGACAGCACAAUUUGUGUGUGUGUGUACUCUUAUCUGGCAUGUAGGGGGGGAGCUGUAGCCGGCUUAUCUUGUGUUGUAUCGCGAGGAGUUCAUCCGUGUUUGUCUGUUUUGUGUUUUUGUACGCUGCGCUCGCAAGAAGUGCGCGAUGCCCGAGAGCGCUCCGUAGGCUCGGCGGGUGCGCCAAGCGUCGUCUCAGUCUACAUGCGUGUUCACUGUAACGACCCAUAAGACGGUGCUUCUUUGGACCACAAAGCGCUACUUCUGACAAAGAAACUGCCACGGGUGUCCUCGUGGAACUCUAUAGUGUUUCUCUUGAUCUUGCUGGUGCUGCCGCAUGUAUAGUAAUGACUGAUUCUGUCGUGUUGUCCGCGUGUUAUGUCGUCACAUUGUAACUUUUUGUAUGGACUUAAUACGAUGUCUCUUACAUGUCUUUUUUCAUAUGGUUCCAUAAUAAUUAUGAGUGACAAGUGAAUGGAAUGUGUAAGUAAUGUAGUGAAGCAGGGCGUCCAAUAUUUGUAGCCAAAGAUCUGCAGUGCAGUCCUCUUAUAACAACAUCAAAGAGCAACAUUUGCACUAGUACUUUAAAAGCUAAAGUACUACUAGUAUUACGAAGCCUGAAGGAUAUGAAUUAUCUACAAUAAACAGUUCGUUAAUGAAGG
Dermacentor silvarum is the source of this 2095-nucleotide messenger RNA. Its product is annotated as probable G-protein coupled receptor 150. The record is from RefSeq and is a predicted model, not a curated record. The transcript has 2 exons. Lineage: Eukaryota; Metazoa; Arthropoda; Arachnida; Ixodida; Ixodidae. Gene Ontology annotation, molecular function: G protein-coupled receptor activity; peptide binding. Gene Ontology annotation, biological process: G protein-coupled receptor signaling pathway. Bases 245 to 1438 code for a protein of 397 amino acids. Gene Ontology annotation, cellular component: membrane.